Molecule: messenger RNA, 4045 nt
Organism: Branchiostoma floridae (Florida lancelet)
Lineage: Eukaryota; Metazoa; Chordata; Leptocardii; Amphioxiformes; Branchiostomatidae
Product: low-density lipoprotein receptor-related protein 6-like
Exons: 22
Coding region: 1-3735 (1244 amino acids)
Biological process (GO): monoatomic ion transport
Cellular component (GO): membrane
Molecular function (GO): extracellular ligand-gated monoatomic ion channel activity; protein binding
Source: RefSeq, a predicted model, not a curated record
AUGAUCUCCCUCGACAAGCCCGACUACACGGACGUAGUUCUACCGAUCGAUGACGUCAAAUACGCCAUCGCUAUCGACUAUGACGUAGCGGACGGGUUUGUGUACUGGACAGACGAGCAUGCAAGGGCCAUCAGACGGGCGAAAUUAGACGGAACAGGUGGAGAAUAUCUCACCGAGACAGAUCGCCCUGACGGCAUCGCAGUUGACUGGGUCGCGAGAAACCUUUACUGGACUGACACGGGCACCAAAAGAAUAGAAGUCGCCAGGUUGAACGGAACGUCCCGAAAAAUCCUGAUAGACCAAAAACUCGGAGAGCCACGAUCUAUCGCAUUGGACCCGUCAGAAGGAUACAUGUACUGGACAGACUGGGGCGAGAAGCCCCGAAUCGAGAGAGCAGAACUGGACGGCAGCAACCGUAAUGUUCUGGUCAAUACAUCCCUGGGCUGGCCAAACGGUCUAGCUAUUGACUACUCAGCCAGGAAACUAUACUGGGGCGAUGCUCAGACCGACAAAAUCGAAUACGCCAACCUGGACGGCACUAACCGGAAAACCCUGUUGGAUAAAGCUCUACCUCACAUCUUUGGCUUCAGUUUGCUGGGUGAUUACAUCUACUGGACGGACUGGCAGAGGCGCAGCAUAGAGCGGGUACACAAGACUACGGGAGAAGACAGAAAGGUUCUAGUGGACCAACUUCUGAAUCUCAUGGGACUGAAAGCAGUGAAUGUACAGAAAACAGGAGGCUGGAACCCCUGUGCGGAGAACAACGGCGGAUGUAGCCACCUCUGCCUGUACCGGCCUACCGGAGUCUCCUGUGGCUGUCCAACGGACAUGGAGCUCCUCAACACCGACGGACGCACUUGCAUCGUCUCUGAGGCCUUCCUGUUCGUUCUGCGCAGCAGCGACGUCAGAAGAGUAUCACUGGAAACCCAAAACAAUAAGGACAAAGUGCUGCCUAUGCCGGACAUGAAAGUAGCGAGCUCUUUUGACUUGGACAUCAGCGACAACAGGAUCUACUGGGCUGAUGUCAAUCUGAAUACCAUAAGUCGAGUCUACAUGAACGGCAGUAGUGCUGAGAAGAUUGUCCAGUCUGGGCUUGACAGCCCACAGAGCAUCGCGGUGGACUGGGUCGCCCAAAAUCUGUACUGGGCGGACACGGGAACCGACCGGAUCGAGGUGGCGCGGCUGGACGGGUCGUCCCGAAAAGUGCUGGUCUGGCAAGACUUAAAGAGCCCAUGGUCACUGGCGCUAGAUCCAGCCUUCGGAUACAUGUACUGGUCUGCGUGGAGCACUGAACCUAAGAUAGAGCGAGCCUCUAUGGAUGGGUCCAACCGCCUCGUCUUGCUGGACGGAGUGGGUCGUGCUAACGGACUGACCAUCGACUACCAGGACAGACGGCUAUACUGGGCAGACCUGGACAACAACCUGAUAGAGUCUUCUAACAUGCAAGGUGAUGAUCGUCGCCAGGUGAUAUCAGGCACCAGGAUGAUUUUUACCUUGACGCUGUACCAAGAUUACGUCUACUGGACAGACCCGGCGGCACCUGGCAUCGAAAGAGCCAACAAGGUGACGGGAGAAAAUCGAACCUUUAUUCAUCAUUACCCUAAAGACAAGGAGGGAAGCAUCAAGGACACCCUAGUGUUUCACUCCUCCAGACAGCCAGGAUCUUCUAACCAGUGUGCUGUUAAUAAUGGCGGAUGUCCCCAUCUGUGCCUGGCCACCGCCAUGUCAGCGCCUACACCAACCUCUGCUGAAGCUCCUCUGGAUCUGCUUGUCAAAUGUGACUGUCCGUCACAUUGGACGCUGGACUCCGACAACAGAACCUGUCAUCCUCCACAGUCGUUUUUGCUGUUCAGUCAGAAGAAGCAGAUCAGCCGUAUAGUGAUUGACGAACAACAGAGUCCGUACAUCGUUCUACCCUUCCACCAACUGCGCAACGUUAAGACCAUCGACUACGAUCGUGUUGGGGAACACAUCUACUGGAUCGAUGGUCGCAUCAAACAGAUAAAGAGGGCUGCAAUCAACGGUUCUGAUGUCAUUAGAGUGGUGUCGAACCGUGAGUUCAACCCGUUCGACUUUGCUAUUGAUGAGUACUCCCGCCACAUCUACUGGACAUGUUCUCAGACCAACACUAUCAAUGUCACACGUAUCGGCGAUCCUAUCACACCACUCGGCGCCGUCAUUUCUCGCGGACGCCCGCGUACAAUUGCCGUAGACCCAACCAGAGGGUGCAUAUUCUGGACCGACUGGAGUUUGGGGCCUUAUUAUCCAUCUAUUGAGAGGGCCUCCUUGGACGGGACAGAACGUCAAACGCUCUUCAACAGCGAUGACAUCAAGCAACCAGGCUCGCUCGCUAUCGACAUCAAGCACGGAAUACUGUACUGGGCAGAUAACGAGCUCAAAAGGAUCGAGAGCUCUGGUCUGGACGGUACUAACCGCCGGGUCCUAGUUGAAGAGAAGUCAGUUCAGCUGUCUGAAUUAACCAUAUAUGGCGCCCACCUGUACUGGACCGACAACAUCCAAGGGAUAAUCAAGCGAAUCGACAAGUCGACGGGCAGCGAGAGAACGGACAUUCAGACCGGGCUGGCACAAUUGAGCGACAUUGUUGGCGUCGAAAGCAUGGACGCCAGCGAAAUGAACCGACAUCCUUGUGCCGCCGACAAUGGCGGUUGUUCACACAUUUGCAUCGCGAUGGGAGACCGAAGUCGUCGGUGCUCGUGCCCACUACAUCUCGUGCUGCAACCAGACGAGAUGAAAUGUGGAGAGCCGCGAACCUGUGCACCCGACCAGUUCACGUGUACAACUGGUGACAUGGUUUGCAUUCCUUUAGCCUGGAAAUGCGACGGUCUUCCGGAGUGUUCUGAUCGCAGCGACGAGGCAGACUGUCUCAGGUGCAGGGACGACCAGUUCAUGUGCGAUGAUAAGGAAAAGUGUGUAGACGCCAAGAAAGUCUGUGACGGCAAGGCAGACUGUGCGGACAAGUCGGAUGAGCAAUGUCACAGUACAAAUGUGUGUAGGGAGGACCAGUUCAGAUGUGAGAGCGGACAAUGUGUGGACGGGGAGAAAUUCUGUAACGGCGUGGCAGACUGUACGGACCGCUCGGAUGAGAAGGAAUGUCACGAGUCAAUGUCCGAGUUUCUUGACACCCUACUGAGGAAGUACGACAGGAGGGUACGUCCAGACAUGGGGCAAACCACAGUAAACAUCGGACUGAUCCAGCGCAGAAUCCUGGCACUUGACACUGCCAAUGGGCUUCUUAUUACCCUGCAUUCCUGGAUCAACGUGGAAUGGAGAGACCAGCGGUUGGCCAUGGCGAGCACAACAAAAGGUGUGAAGAGGUUAACAGAAUUACCCACGAAAUACCUCUGGAUGCCGGACAUCUACUUGAUAUCAGGUGUAAAGGCAGAUGAGAUGCCGCUGCCCUUGACAACAGAAGCGUCCAUCUUUAGUGACGGAACCGUGCGGUAUGUCGUACCCUGGACCUUCACUGUGCCUUGUAGGAAACGGUCCAAGUCGGACUCGUGGGAAUGUCAAGUUGUGUUCCAGUCAUGGAACAAGCCGGCCAAUGAGAUAGCACUGUCUCCUACUCAGCCAUUGUUGGACGCGGAGGCCUACAACGGACACGUGCAGUGGAACGUCCAGUCCGUGUCAGCUGAUAGCCUGAUCACAAACGUGCGCGAUGAGGCGGAGAAAUCCAGACUGAUCUUCACACUGGUUGUAGCAAGGACGUUGAUGUAACGUCCUUGGUUGUAGUAAAGGCUUAAAGGAAUGUAAAACGGCUGUGCAUGUGUGUCAGAUAUAAGAUUUGCGCGGAAACCUUGUUUUUGACGUAUUCUAACUAUACUUCCUUUUUAACUAAUUCACCAAAUAAUCACUGCAAAUAAGAGUCGACCAUCAAAUGCUAAAAACUAGUUGCUAUGGUAUGGAUAUCACUUUUUUUUAUUCAUAACCUCAUAUAUAUAUAUACAUGCACGUAUUUACAGGUGCCGACGUUUCGGUGACCUUCUGUCAUCUUCUUCCGAGGAAUAAUGGCUGGUUGUACUUCUCA